AUGUCGAAGACUGACGAACUUGAAGCGGAGCUUGCCCGACUUGUCGAAGAGGAGUCUGCGUGUGACAAAGAGCUCUCUGACCUUUCGACAUUAUUCCCCUGCGUUGUUGACUCAUCUUUAACAAAAAAUGGCCUUUCCGAGCGCUGUGACCAAUCAACGAACGAAAACACUGAGUUCUCUGCAAAGCUCUUUCGAUUCAAAUCGGCGAUCGAGAGUCAAGAGCGUCAACUUGAAUUACUUUUUGAUUCUUUCAAUACAAUAACUAUGAAACAGCGCCAAGUCACUUUAAAACAAAAAGAGGUGUUUGAUGGGAUAAGCAGCGACUUGACGAAAAUGGAGACCGAGAAUUCCCAAAUUCAAUCUUCUCUUCAGAACACGUCCGACUACUUGUCUGUCCAGUUGGGUUCUGCCAAAAAGUCACUCGAAACAAUCGAAAAGGAGAAUAAGACGCUUGGAGAUGAAGUGACUCAAAACGAGGCGGAGUUAUCAGUGGUAAUGACAACAAUCGAAAAACGCAAAGGUGCGAUCUGUGUACUUGAAAAGGAAAUCAGUGUUUUGAAAACCAAAGUAAAGAACCUUCAAGGCGAUGUGAACAUUGCAAAUAGCCAACUCGAAGCAACACAAACCGAAUUGAUCAACUUCCCUCAUAAUCAAUUUGAAGAUGUCCCAAAUUAUUCGCACCUCAUGUUGGCUGGAGUCGAAGAGCAAACUGUCUAUGUCAAUUCCUUAAUUGCACUCUACUCGCACUUAACGGGAAAUGUACUGGAAGUUGAUUCUAAAGAACUUUUGUCGGACUUUAGGACCAAAAAAAUUCCAGUUGCUUCGUGGAACAACUUUGUUCGUAAAAUGUAUGACACAAGUUAA
This is a messenger RNA of Entamoeba invadens IP1, 864 nucleotides long. RefSeq lists its product as hypothetical. The coding region runs from base 1 to 864 and encodes 287 amino acids. The transcript has a single exon. Lineage: Eukaryota; Evosea; Mastigamoebida; Endamoebidae. The record is from RefSeq and is a predicted model, not a curated record.